This is a messenger RNA of Conger conger (European conger), 2221 nucleotides long. RefSeq names its product transmembrane protease serine 7-like. Gene Ontology annotation, biological process: proteolysis. The record is from RefSeq and is a predicted model, not a curated record. The coding region runs from base 1 to 2040 and encodes 679 amino acids. NCBI's taxonomy places the organism in Eukaryota, Metazoa, Chordata, Actinopteri, Anguilliformes, Congridae. The transcript is spliced from 14 exons. Gene Ontology annotation, molecular function: protein binding; serine-type endopeptidase activity.
AUGAUAUUGUGUCCCAGCAGCAGUAAUGAUGGAGGUGUGCUGGUGCACUUCUGGAUGGUGUUUACUGUCCCUCAGCUGAAGAGUACAGCAGUGUGCGAGGAGUGUGUGAGUGCCAUUCUGCAGAAUUCUGUUCUCACCAGCCUGCAGAACAGAUCCUCCAUUGGCUACAUGAUGGGGCUGCCUGUUGACAUGGACUCCAUCCUUAUCAAUGCUGCACUGCGUUCAGACUACACAGGGACAUCGGCAGACUCUCAGUGUGUUGAUAAGCUGUAUGCUAGCAUGCUAGGAGCCAAAGUACCCCUGAAUAUCUUCUCCUCUUGGGGGGGGCUCAGCUGCCAUAUCAAACUGACCGCUGCUCCCAGGUCUCUGAUUCGCCUCACCAUCACUGCCUUCCAAAUUGAGGCCAGUGACUGCGUUAAUGAUGGCCUCACUGUAUAUGAUGCCCUGCUACCCAUGAGUGGCAGGACUCUCUACAGGUUGUGUGGACCUGUGUCCCAUGGCCUGUCCCUGGUUUCCACAGGCAAUGUGAUGCUUCUGUCCUUCAGACUAGUGCAGGGAAGUAAGAGCUUUAGAGGACACUUCCAGGCCAUCGCUGAGGAAAGCUGCUUCAGUGUGAUCCAGUUGGAGUCAAAAAGUGGAUUUAGUGGAGAAAUCAGCAGCCCCUUUUACCCUAGCCUGCUGCCCCCUUACUGUACCUGCACCUGGCACUUUCAGAGCCCACAUCCUUCUCUUGGUGUAGCCCUGACAUUUAAAAACUACAUGCUGAAUCAGAAAGACCUGAGGAGCUGCAAACAUGGCUGGUGGAAAGUGAAUGAGAGCAUAUAUUGUGGCAGCCACAUUGGCCAUACCACUGUGUUCCACAUUCCGGAUCCUAACCCAGCGGUGGUGUUCCGGUGCAGCUCCCGCAGAGCUGACCCACCUAUCACCGCCACAUACCACACCUUCAACAUCAGCCAGCCCUGCCCUGAUGGAUACUUCCUGUGCUCCACGGGGCUUUGUGUGGACAAGAGACGCCGGUGUGAUGGAUUGGAUGACUGCAGGGAUGAGAGUGAUGAGCUCUUCUGCUCCAAGCCUUCCAAAAAUUGUGCUGGCUCCACCCCCUUGCACCCACUGUACGUCUGCAAUGGAGAGAAGGACUGUGCCAAUGGCAAGGAUGAAACCAACUGCACUCUGGAAACAAGCUGCUCAGACAUCCGGUACCAGUGCAGGAGUGGAGCCUGUAUUCUUAAGAGAAAUGCUAAGUGUGAUGGUGUUUUUGACUGUUUGGACCACAGUGAUGAAAGUGACUGUGCCUGUGGCCUGCCCAGCCUGGGAAGGUGGGGGCAAGGGCGUGUAGUGGGCGGUACCAAUGCAGUGGAGGGGGAGUGGCCAUGGCAGGUCAGUUUGCACUUUGGAGGAUAUCUCUACUGCGGUGGAACUGUCAUCUCAGCUCAGUGGCUUCUGUCAGCAGCUCACUGUUUCAGCAGGGAGAGGUUGUCAGACCCACGGCAAUGGAGAGCUCACCUUGGGAUGCUCACUCAGGGAGAUGCUAAAUAUGUAGCAGAGAUCCAGAGGAUCGUGAUGCAUGAAUAUUACAACGCUCUGAACUUUGACUAUGACAUUGCCCUGCUGCAGCUCAAGAAGACUUGGCCCCCCUCCCUCAAAACUUACAUCCAGCCCAUCUGCCUGCCCUCUCCCUCUCAAGCUCUCACUGAGACACGCACAUGCUGGGUUACAGGCUGGGGUUACCGCUCUGAGCAAGAUAAGGUUCUUCCUUCCAUUCUCCAGAAGGCAGAGGUCGGAGUAAUCGGCCGGCGGGAGUGCAAGAGGAGGUAUGGCCUGGUGUCGCCCCGCAUGCUAUGUGCUGGUGUUCCAUCAGGCGAGAGUGACGCCUGUCGGGGUGAUUCAGGGGGUCCCCUGUCCUGCCAGAUGCAAAGAGGGCAUUGGUUCCUUACAGGGAUUGUGAGUUGGGGUGCAGGAUGUGGGAGGCCAAAUCUACCUGGGGUCUACACCAAAGUAGCCAAGUUCAUCACCUGGAUUCAGAGCCAUACUCUCCAGUGAGAGGCCUAAGAGCCUAUCAGAACGAAAUCUACCAGUAAAGCUGAAGAUGGUGCAACUUAAACAUUCUCCCAAUCAAUAGCAUUUCCACCAUUAAAUUAGCAUUGUAUGUUGAUUAUGGCUCAUCUGCUGGGUCUAUCUGCUGGGUAUCUGCUAAAUAUAAUUAAUAAACUGGAGAAUCUGA